CACGUCAGAUAUACCAGACUUGCUUCCCACAAUGACAGAAGGUAUUAGUUAGGCUGGCGAGUUUAUUUAGUUUUGCUGGUUUAAAAGUCUCCUUUCAAACAACAGACUCAAGUUGAACGUGAGUAUUGAAAUACAUAAUCAGCAUUUUUUUCUUAUGAAGUUCGUUAUUCGAUAAUUUUCAUAUGUAGAGCUAAAAUAAUAUUCGUCGAGUGACUACUGAAAAACAUUUUAAGAAACACGAUAGUUUAUUAUAUUUAUUUUUUUGAGUUUAUUUUUUAUUUAAGGCUGAUUUCUUAAAGAAAUUUAAUGUGAGUUCUAUGAAUUCUUUCUCGGGUCUAAUGUCCUCAAACUUGACAUAAGUCGCACAAAAAAAAUAUUUCUGGCAAAACAUGGAGUCAUCUUGCCAACAAUAGGUUAACACUUUCAAGCUUGUCUCUUAAGUCGUUUUUCAGUCUUGGACCUCAAACACAAGAUACUGUCUGAUAAUAACAUCGCUUUUUUCGAGUUAGCUGUUUCUUUCUCUUUGUUUCUCGACAAAGUUGAUCCAUGGACAUUUCUGGUCAACGUAAAGUGCUGACUUAAACUGAAAACAAAAGAUGGAAUAGAAGCGGGUGUCUUCUAUCAAAUACUGUACUUUUAUGAAUUAUUCAAGUUUACGUUUUUCAUAAGUAAAGUCGCGCUCUAAUUUCGCUUGCCUCUGAAUUAAAUCUACCUAAAAAGAAAAUAAUGCUCUUGUUAAACCAUGAAGUCAAAAUUAGUCCAGAAAAAGGAAGCAGGCCGAUUAUAAUCUUUGACGAAGUUUAUUCCCUUGAAACAUUAUUUUUUGUUGUGACGUUUUGCAAUAUUUUGUUACAUUGUUGUCUGAACACAAUGUCAGAUCGUGUUUAAUCAUAGUGGCAUAAUUAGUGUUCGGGAUCUUCAAAGUUAAUAUGCAGGUAGAGCUACUUGUCAUUACCUGGCUUCGUAAUGGGACUUUCUCAUUUUAUUUCCCUUCAUUUUCAUUGGUUAUCAGGGUGUAAAGUCAUCACGAUAUCGCGAGUCUGUCUGUCUUUCGUAACAUUACCAUGGCAACAGAAACGAAAAUGCAUUACAAAAACAAGCAAUCUUUGCCGUAAGAAAUUAUACCAUAAAAAUGCUACGUAACGAUAAGGAUAAAUGUCCUUUAUUUUUCAAAUAAAACAGAUAGAACACAGUCGGCAUGUCGCCUUUUACGAGAAAGAAGAACACCGUAUGCGAGUUUUUUAUCAAAUACAUCACAUUAAGUCUUUUACAACUGAUUCAUUCAAAAUGUCGGCAGGUGUCUCAAAUGAAGUUAAUUGUACUCCGUAAAUAUUUUCGGGCUGCAAAAUUUCAUAACUUGAUUUAAGUUAGCCUCUAACUAAUUUCAUCGUAUGAACAUUUUAAUUUUUUUUUUUAACUUCAUUCUCCUUAUGAAAAAUAUAACUCUUCCUUCAAAAUCUGAAAAACGAAGGCUAAAAAAUCAAAACAACAACCACAAUUUUAACCACAGGAACUUUAUGUCAGCAAAAAAAACAAAACAAAACAAAUUAAAUGUAAAUAGAGACAUUCUUUAUCAGAUGGUAUUAAAAACACUUUCUUUUAGCAAAGCGCUUCUUCAGGUAAGAAACUGAAAUUCUAAAUUUAAAACAAAAAUUACAGACGUUCCUAUGUUUUUGACAUUUUUACUGAGACUGUCUUCAUUUCGUUUGUAAUCGUUGUUUUAAGCAGUUUUUUUGCAUUGCUUACCAUGAGGGAAAUUCAGAGGACGAGUUUACUGUUAUUCCAUCAGCUAUUUUGCAGUUAUACUAUGUUAUCUAAGAAAGAUUCGUCGCACCUUGAAAAUGAUUGAGAACUUUGGUGCUAUGUAAGGAUUUUAAGAAUUGACUUGAUAGCAUUUUGAUAAAAGAGAAACGGCUUAACUUUUGACACACUGAUUCAAGAUAUAAUUUUUGUCGAGAUAAAUUACAUUCAACUAUCUUCGGUAAGUAUUCCCAAGAGCAAUCUUCUUCUAGUGUCGGUAAUCCUUUUAAAAUAAUUUUAAAUUUACUAUAUUGCCGCCUUGACGGAGGAGCAAAAUCAUAUUUCGGUUGUUGGAAGUUGAUCGGUGUUUCAAAAGCUAGGUGUUAACCAGGUUAAAUUCUCGUUCUGUAUAUAGUUGGGAUAUUUUCACGCAAACUCUUCACUUCAUGACUGCGAUAUUUUAUGUCUUUGGCAAAUUAUCGGCAGACUGAGAAAUUGUGUUUAAACGGAGGCUUCUAAUACAAAUUUUUGUUGUUUUCAUUGUGCAUCAAUCAAACGCCCAAAAAAGUAUUCCCAAAGAGAUUAUUUCCUUUCAUGAUUUUAAUCUUUUGUUGGUGGUAAAAACAAACAGAUUUCCAUUCAAUGAAUUACAGCAUCAAACGAAACACAACAGCGCAUACUGAUGGUCGUAAUUUGACAGAGAGCGAGCAAAAAUGAAGCAUUAUUUUAAAAGUUUUUCAUAUAGGUAAGAAAUUGGCUCUCAUUCUGUGAGUAAAUAUGUUGUACAAAGAUUCUGUACGUAAGAAAACUUUGAGUUGUGCUGAGACAUUGGUGCUUACAUUGAGGCAAACAGAAUUGGCAUUUGUUGUUGUUUUCGGGCAAGGGCUGCGGAGCAAAUAUAACUGUAAAUCAGAGAAUGCGCGCAGAGGUUGUGACAUCUGAUUUUGAACGCUGUGAGCAUACUUUUUGCCAAAAGUUUCACUAAUCAUUACACAUCGGUAUAACCUAAAAAUCAACAUGACGUGUCGUGCUGUGCGAUCGUCGCUGCGAGCAAUAACGCUUGACAUGAUAGUUACUUUCCGUACAAAUACGAUAUCUAUUCCAUCAAUUUGACUCAUGAUUAUGAUUUCUAAGCAUUUGGUGAACGGACAUUACAUUUCUCUCAAAUCAUGGUAAAAUCGUGAUGUACUUUAUAUAGAUCAAACUCAAAAUGAAGUUACUUUUGCGUGUAGACAAUGAUAUGAAUUUAUUUCAUUUCGUGUAUUCAAAUCGAGUUCAUUGCUACUCUGCAUCGAAACAGAAGCUGGGUUCAUUCUUUCAACAGUUGGAAAAAAUAAAAAAUCGAUACAAAUUACAUCAUUGUCUUCCGCUUGAUCCGCCAGCUCUCUCAAUUCCGACUCUACUGGGCAUAAAAAAUAUUGUACCAAAGGACAAACGAGAAAGUGCGAUCAAAUUAGUAAAAUUGGGCUUGAUUUGAAACAAAAAAAAACAUCAGAACAAAAAAAUACAAAAAAUCUUUAUCGAGUGAACAUUUUUCAUAGCAAGAGCAUCUAUUAAGAAUUCUUUAAUCUUUCUUUGUCUAUAUUCGCAGGGAUCAAGUGAAAGAAACUCAGAGAAUCAACUAAAUUUCUUCAAAAUCUGAACAUGCCUGUGACAACGAGGAAUUCUUCAUUUCACAACUUUUCAUCCAAGGAUGGAUUCCAAGAUUUUACCCUCGACACAAAUAUGAAAGUGAUAUUCUUCUUCCUGGGUUUCGUUGCCUUUCUAAUCAUCAUUGCCAAUGGUCUUGUCUUUGUGUUGGCUUGGAAUAUGAAGUAUCUCCGCACCAGAACAAACUUCUUUCUUUUCAGCUUAGCAGCAAGUGAUUUGCUCUCAGGUGCAGUGGUUGUUCCACUCGUUCUAUCGUGUAACAUUGUAACGGUCAAUCAGUCGCUUUGUAUCGCUAUGGAUAUCUGUCAGCGGGGUUUAGCCAUCUCGACGAUACUGCAUCUUUCGUCCGCAGUCAUCGAACGAUAUUUGAAGAUAUCUUCGCCUUUUAGGUACACGUCUAUUGUCACCAAGCCUCGAAUUUCUUGUGUGUUAAUUUCCAUCUGGAUAUUAGCCAUGUCUGUGUCUCUUUCUCAGUUGUUUAUUAUCUCUUCGCAAGACGUUACUAAAGAUUACCUCGUCUACAACACAACAGUUCUUUCACUGUUUGUGUUUGUGCCAUUCUUCAUCACAGUUUUGGCUUUCAUUCGCAUUUACUUCAUCAUGAAACAGAGUGAAAAAUCAAGGAUGAGGCUGACCAUUACUGUAAGAGAAAAUACAACAAACUCGACGCAACGAAAGAAAAGAGUGAACACCAAAAGAUCAUUGAUAGUGUACCUUGCUAUGUUGUUGUGUUUUGUCUUCGCUUGGUUUCCUUAUUUUUUUCUGACGCUUCUGAUAGACUUGGAUAAUUCAGUAGAGAUGAAUAUCCCUCAUUGGAUGAACGCAUUGUUUUUAUUUCUAAAGGUCAGCUCUGCUCUAUUCAAUCCACUUUUAUUUACUUUUUUUAAAGCAGAUUUUCAAAAAGCGCUCAAUCAAAUGACCUCCGGAAAGCUUUGCAAACAAGUUGCUAAUACACAGGAUGAAAGUGCGCGAAAAAGAUUUGGAACUAUUUCCAUGCAGACCAAUCAAACCCAUCUUCAGCACAAGACAUUUGAGAUAGAA
Messenger RNA from Pocillopora meandrina, 4431 nucleotides. The record is from the annotation of a GenBank genome assembly. Lineage: Eukaryota; Metazoa; Cnidaria; Anthozoa; Scleractinia; Pocilloporidae.